AUGCAGUUAUCAGACAAAGAGACAGACAUCAUUGAGGAACAUGCGCGGAGACUGUUGGAGAAGAGAGAGUGGCUCAAGACGAUCUGCCCUUCCGAGAUCGCCCGCGCGUUAUCGGAGAAAGAAUUGGAAAUCUUGAAUGCAUCGGGAUGGCGAGAUACGAUGGACAAGAUAAGAUCGGUAGUGUGGGAGCUAAGAGAGAAUGGAGUAGUUGAGCUGCUACAGAAGGGCCAAGCCAUUAUUACGACAAAGCUCGAGGAUAUUCACGGCCCGAUCCGCGUCAGAGCCAGACAGUAG
Trematosphaeria pertusa is the source of this 294-nucleotide messenger RNA. RefSeq lists its product as uncharacterized. Lineage: Eukaryota; Fungi; Ascomycota; Dothideomycetes; Pleosporales; Trematosphaeriaceae. Bases 1 to 294 code for a protein of 97 amino acids. The record is from RefSeq and is a predicted model, not a curated record. The transcript has a single exon.